GCGGGGCGGUGUGCGGGCAGCCCCGAGCAGCGCUGCUGCGGAGCCGCGUUCCCGCUGCCGCAGACUCGGGGAGCGGGGCUAGGAGCGCUGCCGCCCGCGGGACACCUGCCCGGCUCGGCGGGGCGGCCCCGGCCCGGCACGAGGGCGCCCGCCCACCUGGGCGUUGCUGCCCGGGCUGGCGGCUCCGCCUCUUCCCGCUCUCCGCUCCCUUCCACUCCGGGACUGCGGGGAGCCGGGGGAAGGCGGUGCGGACACCAUGGCUCGUGUGCUGAGCCGGGACCCGGUGGACAUUGAGAACAUUCUGGCUUUAAACCCCCGAAAACAAACACAUGCAACUCUUCACUCAACUGCAGCAAAGAAGCUAGUCAAGAAGCAAUGGAAAAGGAAUUCUGACAAAAACUGUUCAAACUGUGAGAAACUGGAAAAUAAUUUUGAUGACAUCAAGCACACGACUCUUAGUGAGCGAGGAGCACUUCGAGAAGCAAUGAGGUGCUUAAAGUGUGCAGAUGCCCCCUGUCAGAAGAGUUGCCCAACUAAUCUGGACAUCAAGUCGUUCAUCACAAGUAUUGCAAACAAGAACUAUUAUGGAGCUGCCAAAAUGAUUCUUUCUGACAAUCCACUUGGCCUGACAUGUGGAAUGGUGUGUCCAACAUCAGAUCUCUGUGUUGGUGGCUGCAAUUUGUAUGCCACUGAGGAAGGACCAAUUAAUAUUGGUGGAUUGCAGCAGUUUGCUACUGAGGUUUUCAAAGCCAUGAAUAUUCCUCAGAUCAGAAAUCCUUCCUUACCUCCUCUAGAAGAUAUGCCUGAAGCAUAUCAGGUGAAGAUAGCUCUUCUUGGUGCAGGACCUGCAAGUUUAAGUUGUGCUUCAUUUUUGGCUCGACUGGGCUAUUCAAACAUCACCAUAUUUGAAAAGCAGGAGUACCUUGGGGGCUUAAGUAUGUCUGAAAUCCCCCAGUUCCGUUUGCCAUAUGAUGUAGUGAAUUUUGAAGCCGAGCUUAUGAAGGAUCUUGGAGUGAAGAUAAUUUUUAGGAAAGGCCUUGCGGUGGAUGGAAUGACACUCCGUACCCUGAAAGAAGAUGGCUAUAAAGCAGUCUUUAUUGGAAUAGGUUUGCCAGAACCAAACAGAGACACUAUAUUCCAAGGGCUGAGAAUGAAUCAAGGAUUCUACACAUCUAAAGACUUCUUACCUUUGGUAGCAAUGGCAAGUAAACCAGGGAUGUGUGCCUGUCACUCUCCGUUGCCACCAAUCCAUGGAACUGUGAUUGUGCUGGGGGCAGGAGACACUGCUUUUGACUGUGCGACGUCUGCUCUGCGCUGCGGAGCCCGUCGCGUGUUCGUGGUCUUCAGGAAGGGAUUCACUCAUAUCAGGGCUGUCCCAGAAGAGAUGGAACUUGCAAAAGAAGAGAAGUGUGAAUUUCUGCCUUUCCUCUCUCCUCGGAAAGUUGUUCUUAAAGGUGGACAAAUUGUUGCUAUGGAAUUUGUUCGAACUGAGCAAGACAGUGACGGAAACUGGAGAGAAGAUGAGGAUCAGGUUGUCCGUCUGAAAGCCAAUGUGGUGAUCAGUGCCUUCGGCUCCGUUUUAAGUGACGAUAAAGUCAGAGAGGCCAUGGCACCUAUCAAGUUUAACAGAUGGGGUCUCCCUGAAGUAGACCCAGAAACGAUGCAAACAAGUGAGCCCUGGGUGUUUGCAGGGGGUGACAUUGGUGGUCUGGCCAACACUACAGUGGAAUCUGUGAACGAUGGCAAACAAGCUUCCUGGUACAUGCACAGAUACAUCCAGUCCUUAUAUGGUGUUGCAGUUUCUACUGUUCCAGAGCUACCUCUCUUCUACACUCCUAUAGAUUUGGUGGAUAUCAGUGUAGAAAUGGCUGGACUGAAGUUUCCAAAUCCUUUUGGCCUUGCCAGUGCAACCCCUGCUACUAGUUCUUCAAUGAUUCGAAGAGCAUUUGAAGCUGGAUGGGGCUUUGCUGUCACUAAAACAUUCUCCCUGGAUAAGGAUAUUGUAACCAAUGUUUCUCCAAGGAUUGUGCGUGGAACUACUUCAGGUCCUCUGUAUGGCCCAGGCCAAGGCUCUUUCCUAAACAUUGAACUGAUCAGCGAGAAAACAGCAGCAUAUUGGUGUAAAAGCAUUGCUGAACUGAAGGCUGACUUUCCAAACCAUGUUCUGAUUGCCAGCAUCAUGUGCAGCUAUAACAGGGAGGACUGGACUGAACUUUCAAAAAUGGCUCAGGUUGCUGGUGCUGAUGCGCUGGAGUUAAAUUUAUCAUGUCCUCAUGGUAUGGGGGAGCGAGGCAUGGGACUGGCCUGCGGGCAGGAUCCAGAGCUGGUACGGAACAUCUGUCGCUGGGUUAGACAAGCUGUUCACAUUCCUUUCUUUGCCAAACUGACCCCAAAUGUCACUGAUAUUGUGAAAAUUGCAAUGGCUGCGCAGGAAGGUGGCGCAGAUGGUGUUACAGCCACCAACACUGUGUCAGGACUGAUGGGACUGAAAGCAGACAGCACACCUUGGCCGGCAGUUGGUCGAGGACUGAGGACCACAUAUGGUGGCAUGUCAGGAAAUGCCAUCCGGCCCAUCGCCCUCCGCGCAGUGUCCGCCAUCGCCCGUGCUCUCCCAGGAUUUCCCAUCUUGGCAACUGGAGGCAUCGAUUCUGCUGAGACUGGGCUUCAGUUUCUGCACAGUGGGGCUUCUGUCUUACAGGUGUGCAGUGCAAUCCAAAAUCAAGAUUUCACUGUUAUUGAUGACUACUGCACUGGACUGCAAGCUCUUCUUUACCUGAAAAGCAUUGAGGAACUUGAAGACUGGAAUGGACAGAGUCCUGCAACCAUGUGCCAUCAGAAAGGAAAACCAGUACCUAGAAUUGCUGAUCUGAUGGGAAAGAAACUGCCCAGUUUUGGGCCUUACCUGGAGCAACGCAAAAAGAUAAUAGCUGAGAACAAGAUAAAACUGAAGGCACAGAGCAUGGCUGCUGAGCUUCCUGAGAAAAAACACUUUGUUCCAAAGAAACCCAUUCCAGCAAUCAAGGAUGUAAUUGGAAAAGCAUUGCAGUAUAUUGGAACAUAUGGUGAUCUGUGCAACACAGAGCAAGUUGUGGCUCUGAUUGACGAGGAAAUGUGUAUCAACUGUGGCAAAUGCUACAUGACCUGUAAUGAUUCUGGCUACCAGGCUAUCCAGUUUGAUCCCGAAACCCACCUGCCCACGGUUACUGACAGCUGUACAGGCUGCACCCUGUGUCUCAGCGUGUGCCCUGUCAUCGACUGCAUCCGCAUGGUUUCCAGGACAACCCCCUACGAGCCCAAGCGUGGGCUGCCCUUGGCCGUGAACCCCGCGCGCUGAGGCGCCCGGCCCCGCAGCUGAGGGGAGCUUUACCCUUCUUUGAUGCAAUUGAUUUGCUUUCUAAUUAGUCCUUGCAAAUCUACUCCUAUAAAAAAUGUUAUACUGAUAGAUGGUGCAGUGAACACUGCUUUCCAAUUACUAUUUUUGCAACAUUUAAGUUUUGAAAUUACAGAAAGGUGGUCGUGGCUGUCAGUUGUCCACUAUUUGAAGUGUAACUUUCUUGUUGCAAUUCAUGCUGUGAUUUCAAAACUUCUCUGUAGACUCUUUAAUCUCUGUGUAUUUUCUGGCUGGAAAUAUAAUUAAGAAAGCAUUUUUAAUGAACUACAAAUCAAUGUACAAGCUAACUGUUUUCAAGGAGAGCAUUUUGUAAUUAAACAUUACAUUUAGUUUUAAAAGAGUUUCUUAGAAGAUGUAAUUAACUACAGAGCAUGCAAACAAAGCAAUGUGGCUUCUAUUUUUCUAUAGACAAAUGAAAGGGAGUUUAAAAUAGGAUUUAAGAACUGGAUUAAUCACUUUCAACUACUACAACAUAUGGUAGUGUAUUUUUAUAAUCCUUUCUAAUUCUUUUUCACACUAGUCACUUUAUAGAACAAAUUUGCUUGGCGCUGACACAUGCUGGACUCUUCAGAUUUGUGUGUUGCAUGGGUGGUUUGAUCAUUACUUUCCCCCCUCAGUGAACACUCACAACAUCUCUGCAAACAGUUAAAAUGGCUUAUUAGGAAGUCCAGAUUGCAUUUCAGGAUUCUGAGAAGCAACAACAUUUUUUGCUCCAAGCUCAUCCUCUAAAUAACUUUUUAAUUGUGCCAAUUAAUGUUCCAGGAUGUACACAUUUCAGGUCAGAGAUCUGAUUGCGUGCAAAUGGACUACACACCCUGCAGGCCAUGUUUGCCAAACACAGACACACAGGGUAAACUGGCAAGGUGAUUUCUCCCAGUGCUGUGUAUAGUUCUAGCAGUUUCACAGCCAAAAAUAACUACAGAUUCAUCUGUCUUACUAAACAGUAUCUCAAUUUUAAUCCAUUUUUCACUCACAGUAGGAACUUUCUAAUAUGAACAUGUUGCUGUCUGCUUUACUCCACUUAAGAAUAUAAAGCCUUUAGUUUCAUAACAAUAAUAAAUGAUCUAUCAGUUCCAUUUCUUAUACCAUAUAUUGUGAGCAGCAAAAGCUUUGAUUAAAAAGAUACCCUGGCUUUUGUUUCUUGAUUUAUGAAUUGAAGAAUGAAUUAUAAAUAAAUGUUGAAACCAGC
Motacilla alba alba is the source of this 4580-nucleotide messenger RNA. RefSeq names its product dihydropyrimidine dehydrogenase (gene DPYD). Gene Ontology annotation, biological process: thymine catabolic process; uracil catabolic process. Bases 257 to 3334 code for a protein of 1025 amino acids. Gene Ontology annotation, cellular component: cytoplasm; cytosol. The record is from RefSeq and is a predicted model, not a curated record. Gene Ontology annotation, molecular function: NADP binding; uracil binding; dihydropyrimidine dehydrogenase (NADP+) activity. The transcript has 23 exons. NCBI's taxonomy places the organism in Eukaryota, Metazoa, Chordata, Aves, Passeriformes, Motacillidae.